UUUAAGUCUCCCAUUUGUUCGAUACAAGUUACAACACCAAGUGCACCGACAGGGGUCACGUGCCAAAGGGCACAACACGGUCCAACUUGCAAGCGAAGUUCGAAGUUCGAACAUACCUGACUAACGACUGUAAAGCUAGAGGGACAACCGUUAUCCUUACCAGCUCGGACCGUAGGUGUAUUGCCCAUCAGUGAGCCUUCCAAUUGCAACGACCAGGAUCCAACAUGCCAAGUAACGACCACAAAUUGCCAAGUGCCCGCUCACGAGGACCCUCUCUUGCUGUGCGAUUCUAUUUAAUUGUGUUCAAUGCAUUAUCUGCAGCAGGAUGGGCCUAUGUCAUUUACCUCGCUCUUGCCGUAUUCAGAGGUCAAGGUGUCUCAAGUUCAGCAUACGACUUCUUCAAACCACUUGCUUCAUACGUGCCGACUUCAAUCGUAGCAUUUUUAACACCCCAGCCUAAAACAACGAACCUUUUCUCCACCACUCUCGCAUAUUUCUUACGUCCAUAUGUUCCUGCAACAUACAAAUCCACGUUCUCCGCCCUUGCACCUGUGCAGUCGCUCGCCGCCCUUGAAGUCUUGCAUGUUCUCCUUGGGUUUGUGCGCUCCCCGCUCCCGACAACUGUCGUCCAGGUCUCCUCGCGCCUCGUCCUGGUCUGGGGAAUCGUCGAGCGCUUUCCCCACACCCACUCGAGCCCGGUCUAUACCACUAUGAUUCUUGCCUGGGCUCUGACCGAAGUGCCACGCUACGCAUACUACGCGCUCUCGCUUGCAGGUUGCGGCGUGCCUUCGUGGCUCACAUGGAUACGCUAUUCCACAUUUUAUGUGCUGUACCCCAUCGGCGCAGGAAGUGAGGCCCUGGUCAUGUUGAGCACCAUUUCGGAGUGGAGUGGUGGCAAGUGGGUGGUGUGGAGCGCUGAGGACUGUGUCAAGGCAGGUUUAGUGGCAAUUUGGGCGCCUGGGCUGUGGGUCAUGUAUUCGCAUAUGAUGCGCAUGCGCCGCAAGGUGCUUGGCGUCGGUAAGGGUCAGAGGUUGGGAGCGAAGCCCAAAGACGGGCUUAAGGCGGAGUGAGAGUUGCCAUGAACACAAAAUGUUGCUGACUAUUCGCAAUACCCUAGAGCCAUUUACCUUACGAUAUUAUCACGCCUAAAAUCGACCUCCACCAUUUGUGUAGUGCAACUCAGUAUGUGCAAUUCAGCUGGGAUAUCUUCGAUCUAGG
Messenger RNA from Suillus subalutaceus, 1218 nucleotides. RefSeq names its product PTPLA-domain-containing protein. The record is from RefSeq and is a predicted model, not a curated record. Bases 225 to 1070 code for a protein of 281 amino acids. NCBI's taxonomy places the organism in Eukaryota, Fungi, Basidiomycota, Agaricomycetes, Boletales, Suillaceae. Gene Ontology annotation, molecular function: 3-hydroxyacyl-CoA dehydratase activity. The transcript is spliced from 4 exons. Gene Ontology annotation, biological process: fatty acid elongation; sphingolipid biosynthetic process; very long-chain fatty acid biosynthetic process. Gene Ontology annotation, cellular component: endoplasmic reticulum membrane.